AUAAACUUAAAAACAUCUUCCAGCUUCUCCCUUCUCCCUUGAAGUUCACAAUAAUCCUGUAAGGUAGAUUAAUCUUAAGAGCAUGGGAGAUCCAGUGGCUUCAAUGUUCUGUCUCCCACAUGAAAUUUCCCCUUGUCAUCACUAGGGAAGAAAAUAUUUUCUGAUUUGAGAAAAUACGCAAAAUGCUUUUUAUUUUUGUAUGUGAUCACUGAUAUCGCUCCCUCAUUGUAUACGGUAUGAUGUGCAUCAGUUUAAGAGCAGGCAGACAGCAAAAAUGCAGGGAUCAGGGCAAGAAGGAUAAAACUGAUAGUUAGCCAGUGUUUCUGGUCAUUUCUAACAUCGUUUUCUACCGGAAUGACGAUAAAUAUCCAGACUUAUGUCAUAUUGCAAGGAUCCCCUGGCAAAAUGGCGGAAUGUUCAGCCCUUCAGUUUGUCAGUCCUUACGCCUUUGAAGCCAUGCAGAAGGUGGAUGUGGUGCGUUUAGCGGCGCUGAGCGACCCAGAGCUCCGGCUAUUGCUGCCUUGCUUGGUGCGGAUGGCCUUGUGCGCGCCAGCCGACCAGAGCCAGAGUUGGGCCCAGGAUAAGAAACUCAUCCUCCGCCUGCUUUCGGGGGUCGAAGCCGUCAACUCCAUUGUAGCUUUGCUCUCUGUGGAUUUUCACGCUUUGGAACAGGAUGCGAACAAAGAGCAGCAGCUGAGACAUAAGCUCGGCGGAGGCAGCGGGGAGAGCAUUUUGGUGUCCCAGCUGCAGCACGGCCUGACUUUGGAGUUUGAACACAGCGAUUCCCCCCGGAGGCUCCGCCUUGUGCUGAGCGAGCUGCUGGCAAUUAUGAAUAAGGUAGCCGACUCCACCGGUGAAUUUUUUUUCAAACACUCUGAAACUCUUGUGUGUUCAGAACUUCCUUCACUGUUGCCUAUUGUCGAUGUGGCUGAAGCUUUGCUCCACAUGAAGAAUGGAGCUUGGUUCCUCUGCCUUUUAGUAGCCAACGUCCCGGACAGUUUUAAUGAAGUAUGCAGGGGCUUGAUUAAGAAUGGCGAGAGGCAAGAUGAGGAGAGUUUUGGAGGCCGCCGCAGAACCGACGCGCUGCGUCACCUUUGCAAAAUGAACCCUUCCCAGGCGCUGAGGGUUCGAGGUAUGGUGGUGGAGGAAUGUCACUUACCAGGACUUGGUGUGGCUUUGACUUUGGAUCACACCAAGAAUGAGUUUUCCGAGGAUGGCGUCAGUGACCUGGUCUGUUUUGUGAGUGGCUUGUUGCUUGGAACGAACGCCAAAGUUCGGACGUGGUUUGGAACAUUUAUCCGGAACGGUCAACAGCGCAAACGGGAGAACAUCAGCUCUGUGCUUUGGCAGAUGAGGAGGCAGCUGCUGCUCGAACUGAUGGAGAUUCUGCCCACCGUCCGGAGUUUGCACAUCCCUGAGGAGGCCGAGCCAGACAUGGAACCCAACAUCUCGGUCUAUUCUGGGCUGAAGGAGGAACAUGUCAUCAAAGCCAGCGCCCUCCUGCGCCUCUACUGUGCUCUGAUGGGCAUCGCCGGCUUAAAGCCGACCGACGAAGAAGCAGAACAACUACUUCAGCUCAUGACUAGUCGCCCACCGGCCACUCCGGCGGGAGUCCGCUUUGUGUCGCUCUCUUUCUGCAUGCUGCUUGCUUUCUCCACGCUGGUCAGUACCCCAGAACAGGAGCAGCUGAUGGUGAUGUGGUUGAGCUGGAUGAUCAAGGAAGAAGCUUAUUUUGAAAGCACUUCUGGAGUUUCCGCUUCCUUUGGUGAGAUGCUGUUAUUGGUCGCCAUGUAUUUCCAUAGCAACCAGCUCAGCGCUAUCAUUGAAUUGGUGUGCUCUACUUUGGGAAUGAAGAUCGUCAUCAAGCCCAGUUCUCUGAGUCGUAUGAAAACCAUCUUCACCCAGGAGAUUUUCACCGAACAGGUGGUGACCGCUCAUGCGGUGCGCGUGGCCGUUACGAGCAACCUGAGCGCAAACAUCACUGGCUUCCUGCCCAUCCAUUGCAUUUACCAGCUUCUCAGGAGCCGUUCGUUCACCAAGCACAAAGUCUCCAUCAAGGACUGGAUUUACAGACAACUGUGUGAGACGACAACACCCCUCCACCCUCAGUUGCUCCCACUCAUCGAUGUGUAUAUCAACUCUGUUCUGACCCCUGCCUCUAAAUCCAACCCAGAAGCUACCAACCAACCCAUCACGGAGCAGGAAAUCUUGAAUGUUUUCAAAGGACUGACCGGGGGAGGAGAGGCUGCUCGGCUGAAUCCCCGUUAUGGAAUCACAGCCCAGCUGUUGGUCCUGUACUACAUCCUAUCUUAUGAAGAAGCCAUCCUGGCCAGUUCAAAGUCUUUGGCUGCCAUGCAGAAGAAGCCCAAGUCUUAUUCUCCCGCGCUGAUGGAUCAGAUCCCGAUUAAAUUCCUCAUCCGGCAGGCUCAAGGACUGCAGCAAGAAUUGGGAGGAUUGCACUCUGCCUUGCUGCGCCUCCUGGCAACCAAUUAUCCCCACCUUUGCAUCGUGGAUGACUGGAUCUGUGAGGAGCACAUCACGGGCACCGACGUUUUGCUGCGCAAGAUGCUUCUGACCAAUGCUGCCAAGAAACACUCCCCGGAGCAACUACAGGAAGCUUUCUCAGCACUGCAAGGAAAUCACACUCAGGUCCUGCAGAUUUUGGAGCACCUAACGCUCCUCUCGGCUGCCGAAUUGAUUCCUUACGCUGAGGUGUUGACAUCCAACAUGCACCAGCUGUUCCAUCCCGGAGUCCCUCGGCGGAUCCUCCAGACGGUCAACAGGAUUUGGAUGGCGUUGAAUAUGGUCAUGCCACGAAGGUUGUGGGUAAUGACAGUGAAUGCCCUGCAGCCAUCAGGCAAAACGGUCAGACAGCAGAAGUACACCCAGAAAGACCUUCUCAUUGAUCCCCUGAUUGUGUUAAGGUGUGAUCCGAGGGUUCACAGGUGUCCUCCUCUGAUGGAUAUCACCCUGCAUAUGCUGAAUGGCUACCUGCUGGCUUCAAAAGCCUACCUGAGCGCCCACCUCAAAGAAACGGCCGAUCAGGAUGUCAAGCCUUUGCAAAACAACGUAACGGGCCUGGAAGGCCCUGAAGUGACACGGGAAGAACUGAAAAACGCAUUGCUAGCAGCCCAGGAUAGUGCCGCAGUGCAGAUCCUUCUGGAGAUCUGCUUGCCUUUGGAAGAAGAAAGCCCUCCGGGCAGGAAGUCCAGCAGACUGUUAAAGAACCAGCCAGGAAGUGCCAUACGCAAUCCUCCAAACAAGCAGGUCACAGAGGAAGAGGAAGAGGAGAAGGAAGGAAGAGACGGGGAGGAAGUAGAAGACAGCCUUCUCUGCAGCUUGAGGGAAGUCCAGUGCCUGGUUUGCUGUCUUGUACACCAGAUGUUCAUCGCCGACCCCAACAUUGCUAAGCUGGUUCACUUCCAGGGCUACCCUUGUGAGCUGCUUCCCCUAACUGUGGCUGGCAUCCCCUCAAUGCAUAUCUGCCUGGACUUCAUCCCCGAACUGAUUGCUCAGCCUGAACUGGAGAAACAGAUAUUUGCUAUCCAGUUGCUUUCUUACUUGUGCAUUCAGUAUGCGCUACCCAAGUCUCUGAGCGUGGCACGUUUGGCCAUCAAUGUCAUGGGGACCCUGCUGACAGUUCUCACCGAGGCCAAGCGUUACACGUUUUUUAUGCCUACCCUGCCCUGCUUGGUCUCAUUCUGCCAAGCCUUUCCUCCCCUGUACGAAGACAUCAUGUCUCUGCUCAUCCAGGUUGGACAAGUUUGUGCUUCCGACGUUGCCACAGAAACAAGGGAUUUUGAUCCGAUUAUUACACGCCUCCAGCAGCUGAAGGAAAAGCCUACGGAGCAGACGAGACUUCCUACGACUCACAAAACCGGAGGAGGGACCCCUAGCGCAGACCCCAACGUCCAACUCUGUCACUGCAUUGAAAACACCUUCGUUGAAAUCAUUAACAUGAGCGUCGGGGCCGUUUAAAGACACCCGGAUGGGUCGGUCGGGCUAUCUCAAAAUCGCAGGAUGUACGUGGAUUUUUUGCCGAAGUAAAAAACCGAGGAUUGUCUGGAACAUUUUUCACCGCUGCGGCAUUAACCACAAGUCAACAACUGCUGCUUUCGGAGAAAGCAUCUCUAGACUGGGGUGAUUAAGAUCUGUUCUCUUCAGACAAGCCAUCCUGGCUGGAGAUUCCGAGAAGAGGAGCAUGGGAUCAAGAGCAGGGAAAGCUGCUCCGGGGUUACCCUUUUCCUGCUGCCAGGUGGUUCUAGGUUUCCUUGCAUUUCAGAGAGGAGGCCGUACAAACAAUGAUUGCCAAUGUGUCGUGUAACAUCAUUUGGAGAACUGGAUUCCCCUUUUGUAAAAAAUAGUAAUAGUUUUAUAUUUCUUCAACUGGCUCCACCAUAUCUUGGAUUAAAGCUGAAGAGGUUAAGUUUUAGAUAGAACCUUAAUCUGUGGGAAUGACUUCAUAAAGAGUUGUGGGACUAUGAAUUCAAUUCAGUUCAAACCUUAAUUGUCAUAGUACAACAUGUGUACAAUGAGAUUGGCUGAGCCUCCCUUCGUGCACACACACCCCCAAACACAAUACAACUCGCAGUGAAAGACAAAAAUCAAGCUUCCCCUCUUAUCUUCCCAGCAAGCAUUCAAAGGAAGCUGAUAAAAAGGAAGAAGGUGGAAGGGAGAGGGAGGGAGAGAGAGAGAGAGAAAUCCAUUGGCUGUGCCAAUUUGAGGAAAAUAUCUACUUUCUAUCCCGUUACGGGUAGUCCUUGACUUACGACAACAAUUGAGCCCAAAUGCCCAUUGCUAAGCAAGAUGGUUGUUAAGUAAGUUUUGCCCCCUUUACGACAUUUCUAGUUGUUAAGUGAAUCACUGCAGUUAAGUUAGUAACCUGGUUGCCGAGUGAAUCUGGCUCCCCCCAUUGACUUCGCUUGUCCGAAGGUCGCAAAAGGGGAUCAUGUAAACCUGAGGACACUUGCAACUGUCAAAAAUAUGAGUCCGUUGCCAUGAGCUGACUUUUUAUCUGUCACCAUGGGGAUGCUGCAAUGGUCAUGAGGUUGAAAAAAUGGCCACAAGUCACUUUUUUCAGUGCUGUUGUAACUCUGAACGGUCAUUCAGCAAACGGUUGUAAGUCAAGGACUACUUAUACUUGCAUUGGUGGUCACAAAAUUUGGAAUGGUGAAUCGGGAAGGACGGAACUAAAGAUGCCAGGGGGAUUUAGUGCAAUUCAGUUGUUUUGACGCCUUGUCUUGCUUUAAGCUUUUAAGCUAUACGAAGAGACAGAACGUAAUAAAUCCAUGUUUGUUCUUGCUAAGUAGGAAAAGGUUUAUAAACCCCCUUUGAAAAUUGGGAGGGAGGGGCAGGGUCAGCUGCCGAGCCAAACGGGUGUGAGAAACUGCACUCCAUGGAACCACAGCCACUUCCAGUUGUCUAGUAAGCUCCUCAGAGCCAUAGGUGCCUUGGAGGGGGACCGGAAGAGUGAGGUGUCCUGACAGCCGAAUCUUGGAUGGCGGUCCAGGUUGGAAAGGCAGGAGAAGCCCCGGAGAGAUCUAAUGGUGGUGAAAACGGCCUGCAAUGGCAGCUGUGAAGAGCAGACAGCUGGACGAGACUAGUGACAAACUAGCGGGACAACGGAAUGAUAAAUCCUGGUGAUAAUUGAUUCUGACAACUUUAUGUGAGUGAUCGUGGGAGAAGAGCCUCUUAGACCUUUUGGUGACGGAUUAAAGAAGAAACAGCCCUAGGCGGAAGGAGGGUGGAAAGUAUUCCCCCCUUCGUGAUAAAAAGCGGCCGAAGGAAAGUGUGAGCCAAAAAAAGGGAGAACUGUACAAUUAAAGAAUGUGAUUAUUUAAAUAAAUCAAGGAAAGAUUGGCAUGAAACUCCAGAAGACACAAAAGUAGACUGUCAUAAUUUUGAAAAGUAAAAAGAGCUGACUAAGCUGUGGGAGUUGACAGUUUGAAUAGAGAUAGUGUUUUGACCAGCACGUUAAAAGUGAGUGGACGAAAUAAAUGAGAAGCUAAUGCAAGCCAAUAAAGAACUGGAAACAACCGUUAUAUUUGUCGAAUCAGAAAAGGCAGCACAUGAUUUAUGCUUCCAAAAUAUAAGAGAAGAAAAAGGGGGAGAUUUACCAGAGAUGAUGGCAGAAAUAUUGGCGAAAGCUCUUGGAAUUGGAAAAGAAGAAAUGUUAAUUGAAAUGGACGAAAUUUAUGGAAUCCAUACUAAUUACGCUAGGCGACACAAUCUACCGAAAGAGAUUCAUAUUAGAUUUGUUAAAAAGUCAAUCCGAGAUGAAAUUCUCCACAGAACUAGAGAUGACCCUAUCAAACAUAGAGGAAGACAACUGGUGGUGCUAAAGCAAGUACUGAGGAGAGUGAGAGAGUUAAGACCAUAUCAGUUCUUGACUUCAAAACUGACUAGACAUAAUAUUAAUUUUAGGUGGUUGACAACCAGAGGAGAGAAUGAUUUCAUGGCAGGAAAAAAGAUUUAGAAUAGAUACCAUAGAUAAAGCGGAGGAAUUCUGUAAUAGGAAUUUUAGUAGCGAGGAAGAGCCAGAAGAGAGAGAAACGAGAAGAGGGAGAGCUAAGAUUAACAACUGCAGAAAAGAAGGAAAUGCAGAUUAAAGAGAGAGAGAUGGGGAAAGAAGGACAAAUAGAAAAUAAUGAGGGAAGACUUAAUGAACCAAGAGAAACCAGAUCAACACAGGCGACAAGAUCCAGAUACAAGUAGAGAAAGGCAGUAAGAGAUUAAGAUUCUACCCUUGAACAUUCAUGGCCUGAAUUCCCCUCCUAAAAAGAAUUUUUUUUAACAAAUUAAAUAAAAUGAAUUUGGAUAUAAUAGUAGUACAAGAAGUUCAUAUAAAGAAUAAAAAUGAACAAUUAUUGGUAUACCCCAAACAGGGAAAGAUGUUUGCAUCACUUUCGCAAUACAAAAAAAGAGGGGUAGUGUUUUAUGUUGAGAGGAUUUCGGCUAAACAAAUAUACAAAGAUGACGAGGGUAGGAUCUUAAUAAGAGAGGUAAUCUUAAAAUCACAAACUGGUUAUACUUGUAGGAAUUUAUGCCCCAAAUGAGGGGCAAGAACAAUUUCAUAGGAAAUUACAUAAUAUAAUCGGGACGAUAGAAGGAGAUAAUAUCUGCAUCUUGGGGGACUUCAACGCUAUAGUCGACAGAAAAUUAGACCAUAAAAGCGAUAAAGCAAGAAAUAGAAAAAUACUACCUAAAUGGCAGAGGAGUUAAGUAUACAGGAUAGUUGGAGAGAGCGAAAUCAAGGGAAAAAUCAAUUUAUAUAUUAUUUGAACAGACACAAAUCGUGGUCCAGAAUUGAUAUGGCUUGGGUGUCAACAGAAUUAAAUCCAGAAGUGGGGGAAGUGGAAAUAGGCAGACCAUAACCCAAUAACCCUGGGCAGACCAUAACCCAAUAGGAAUUAGGUGGACCCAACAGAAAACUAUACAAAUGAUACACAAUACUUAAUACUACACAUAUUAACAGCAGCACGUAUAGCUUACGCGCAAAAUUGGAAGAAGGAGAACCUACCAACAGAAGAACAUUUAAUUAAGAAAAUCCUAGAAUGUGCAGAGAUGGAUAAACUCAUCGAAGAAAAAGAUACAGAAUAUUAUAAGGUCUGGUGUAGAUGGUAUGAAUGGUUGGAAAACAGGAAAGAGACGAAAAUUGAAUAACGGUAAAAUGUAGAGGAAAUAAAGGAAUAUAGAUAAUAUAAAAGUAGAAUAAGGUAGAAUUAAAAUAUGUGUAAAUAGUAAGAAAGGACCGCUUUGAAUAGCUGAUAAGAAACAGUGAGAUGUAUAUAAAUGUUGUAUGUUUGUCUUGCGUUUUAAUGUGUUCGAAAUAAAAAACUUUUAAAGAUCAAUAGAUAGAUAGAUAGAUAGAUAGAUAGAUAGAUAGAUAGAUAGAUAGAUAGAUAGAUAGAUAGAUAAAUAAAUAAGGAAUUAGGUGGAAUGGACAAAAGAAAAUGACUAGAUGGACCCAAAAGAGAUCAAUUCUAAAACAUGAAGAAUUUAGGCUGAAGAUGGAAGAACAAAUGUGUUUGUUCUUUCAAGAAAAUUAAAAAAGACACGAAUAUUUAAAACCUAUGGGAUACUGCAAAGGCAUUUAUGAGAGGCAUUGCAAUUGUAUAUAUGGCCAAAGAAAAUAAAAAGAAAAAACAAUGACAGAGAAAUUUAGAGGCGGAAUAUAGAAAACUAGCGACACAAUUACAAAAGGAACCCCAAAGA
Molecule: messenger RNA, 8214 nt
Organism: Ahaetulla prasina
Lineage: Eukaryota; Metazoa; Chordata; Lepidosauria; Squamata; Colubridae
Gene: INTS2
Product: integrator complex subunit 2
Exons: 25
Coding region: 355-3978 (1207 amino acids)
Biological process (GO): snRNA 3'-end processing
Cellular component (GO): integrator complex
Source: RefSeq, a predicted model, not a curated record